Messenger RNA from Tarenaya hassleriana, 2993 nucleotides. Its product is annotated as F-box protein SKIP14-like. The coding region runs from base 820 to 2295 and encodes 491 amino acids. Gene Ontology annotation, cellular component: cytoplasm. The transcript has 2 exons. NCBI's taxonomy places the organism in Eukaryota, Viridiplantae, Streptophyta, Magnoliopsida, Brassicales, Cleomaceae. The record is from RefSeq and is a predicted model, not a curated record.
UCCGGUUUUCGCAUCUAUUUUCUCGCUCUUUCUCUCUUUUUCUCUCGGACUCGGUCGACGAACACACCCACCCCCUUUCUUUCUCUCUAUCUCUCUCUGGAUUCGAAUCCCUUCUCCGGGAGCAAAAGGAGGAAAGGAAAAUUCGGAGACUUGAUUGUUGUUUCCUUCGAAGUGGGUUGUCGAGGAAUCUAGAUUUCAUUCUCUUGGUCGUUCUCUCGGCGAGGGUUCGAUUUCGAUGCCUGGAGAUACGUCGAUCGCGUUCUUCUUGGGUGGGUUGUGGAAUUAGGAUUCAUCUUUAGGAUCUUGAUCUCUUCGUCUAAUUCUGUCCCACUUCUAGGAUUUUCCCAACCUUCCUGUUAGGUUUAGGAUUAGGUCUCGAUUUCCCGGGAAAACCCUUGUUCUGGUCGAGGAAGAAUAAAAGUAGACGCCAAAAAAAAUGAUUGAUUGAUUCUUUUUCCCCUCCCCUCCUGGUUUGCUGAUAUAUCUCUUUUAGCGGUUUGGUUUUGUAAUUGUAGUCAGUAUCUAGGGUUCCUAGCUCUCUCAGCCGGGGAAACUCUGAAAUUUUCGGUGCUUGGUUUUUUUUGUUUUGCCAUCUGAAAUAAGGAGUUUCCUUCUCAGGAUAGGUCUUCACACGAUCUUCUUCCUUCCUUCCUUCAUUCUUUUUUUUUUCUUUUCCUGUUUUCUUUCGUCUUUAGAUAAUCCAUUGAAAAUAACCACAAAAAGGAAUAGAAUUUGGGGUUUGUUCUUCACGAAGGGUUUUUUGGGUUGGGGGUAUUGAUUCUGUACAGAGGACUCGAGGUUUUGAGUGUAUAUAUAGGAAUGGCCUUGAAUUUUUCACAUAGACCCUUAUUCUCUGCCCAUACGUCUGAGGAAAAUCUGGUUUCGCCGAUGAGGAUCGCUAAUGGGUUUCUGGUUGAGAGCACAGCGGAGAGGAAUGGUGAUAUGUUUUCCAGACCUUGGUGCUCAAAUCAUGACAAAGGAGAUUGCUUUGAUUAUGGAAGGGGUUGGGGAGAUAGGUGUGGCUCGCAGGAUUCAGCUUCUGUUGACAUACUUGAUCUUCUGCCAUCUGAUCCAUUCGGAAUGGAUAUCAGCACUACUUUUACGGCAAUUACUGGCUGGCUCGAGGACUUGGAGGUGGAUUAUACACAGUAUAGGAGGGCUGAGACUGGGGUAGAUGAUGGAAAUUACCAGCUAUUUGCUGGGCUCAAUUUCGUAUGGAAAAACGCGUUGAAGUUUCAGGAGUUAUCUCAGAGUGGGAUCAGCGUGUUUGAUAAUGAAUCGGAAUCUAUCGGUGGGGCUUCCAAUGUUGGGUUUGGCGAUGAAGCUUGCCAUGGUGCCUUUGUAUCUGCUAGCAGUGCAGAUGAAGUAUUGAGUCUUGAGAAAGCGGCCGGUCAAGUUGUCGGUAUAAAUGGUCCCUGCAAGGACAAGGAGGGUUGCUCUAGUGGAGAAGAUGGAGCUGUUCAUCCGGCCUUUAGUUAUUCCCUUUGUCAUCUGGGAAUAAGGGAUCUUCUUUCGGUUUCCAUGGCUUGCAAAUCCCUUCAGUCUACUGUCCAAGAUGACCCUCUACUGUGGAAGCAUAUCCACAUUUCUCAGCCAUCGAAUGAGAAGAUCACAGAUGACAUUCUACUGCAAUUAACUGACAGAGCUCAGGGUACCCUGCAUUGUUUGAGCCUCAUAGAGUGCUCAAAGAUUACAGAUGAGGGUCUUAAACGGGUGCUUGAAUCCAAUCCUAAGUUAGUCAAGCUCAGUGUGCCUGGGUGCACAAGGAUCACUAUUGAGGGGUUGUUGAAUAUGUUGAGGGAUUUGAAGACUGCAGGAAGGCUUGGAGUGAAACACAUAAGGAUAGGUGGACUUUAUGGGGUGACCAAGGAGCACUUUGAGGAGUUUGUUCAUUUGUUGGGCGUAGACUACCGCGCUAAACAGAAUUUUCAGAAUCCACGUUUUUACCACAGAGGGGAACUACAUGUGACAUGUGACGAGGAUCGUGCAAUAGACAUUGAGAUGUGCCCGAAAUGUCAAAAUUUCAGGCUUGUGUAUGAUUGCCCGGCAGAAGGUUGUAAAGGGAAUGGGCAUGACUCCCAAUCAUGCCGUGCAUGUACCCUUUGCAUACAGAGGUGCGUGCAGUGUGGCCGGUGCAUUAAUGACAGUGAGUACGAAGAAACUUUUUGUCUGGAGUAUCUGUGUUCUGACUGUCUGAACCAAGUUUUCAAGUGCCCGGAUGGGCACAUGGGGGAUGUAACUCCAUCUGAGCCUUCUUCUCACUGUGAAUCGAGUGGCUCAGAUCUUCAUGGCUAGGCUGGAAAUUGCAAGGAGCUAGUGGUUUGAUUUGCUGCUUGGUGUUUUCGUCAGAAGAAGUUGGGAGGAUGUUUUGAGUGAUGGGUUUUCAUGUGUUUGUUUAUGGGUCUGUUGUGCGGUGCAGCCAGUGUUGGGGUGUUGGAAUUUGUCAGUGGCUAAUUUGGUAAUCUUUAUACAAUGAAGCCAGAGAGAGAGGCUGUGGAAUAUUUGCGGAGGAAGGAGGAGGUGGAAAGCUGGCUUUUUAUUAUAUAGAACUGUGCAAGUAAAGAGUCUCGUGGUUAAUGGCUUCUGAUCUUGAAACCAUGACGUAAGUUUGUACUGUAAGUGGGUGGAGCUGCUUCAGUAACAGGACACAAACCCUUGUCGGAUCGCUUGUGACAUUGGUCACAGGGUUUAGGACAAGUGCUGCAUCAGGGUUCGGUUCUGUUUGUCCAUAGGAGGAAGAGUAACUGACUGGUGGUAUCUGAGAGUUUUCAUGGUGAAAAGUCUCUCUAUGCUUCUUUUUUGUUUUGCCUGCAUCUCCCUCCGAGACUGGUAAAUAAUUGCUUCGCCCUUCAAAGAGAGGUAAUUGAAGGAUCUUCUUUGAUGAUUUCGUUGCACUGUAAGAUGUAUAUUUUUUUUUCUAUGUUAUGAGGUAUCGGAUCGGACAACAAUAAUCUUACAGAUUCUGGAAUAAAGUUGGUAUCUUUGGCUUUGCU